GGCAGGCAGCGCUCGGGCGAGCGGGCUGGCGGGCAAGCCAUGUGGUUCAUGUACGUGCUGAGCUGGCUGUCGCUGCUUAUCCAAGUGGCCUUCGUCACCUUGGCCAUCGCGGCCGGACUCUACUACUUGGCCGAGCUGAUAGAAGAAUACACGGUGGCCACCAGUCGAAUCAUCAAAUACAUGAUCUGGUUUUCCACAGCCGUGCUGGUGGGUCUCUACGUCUUUGAGCGCUUCCCCAGCUUCCUGAUCGGCAUGGGCCUCUUCACGAACCUUGUCUACUUUGGCCUCCUUCAGACUUUCCCUUUCAUUAUGCUGACUUCACCCAACUUCAUCCUUUCUUGUGUGUUGGUUGUGGUCAAUCACUACUUGGCGUUCCAGUAUUUUGCCGAGGAAUAUUACCCCUUCUCAGAAGUCCUGGCCUAUUUCACAUUCUGCCUCUGGUUAAUCCCAUUUGCAUUCUUUGUGUCGCUGUCUGCUGGGGAAAAUGUUCUACCCUCCACUGUACAGCCUGGAGAUGACGUGGUCUCCAACUACUUCACCAAAGGCAAGCGAGGCAAACGUUCAGGAAUCCUGGUUAUCUUCUCCUUCAUCAAAGAAGCCAUCCUGCCCAGCCGGCAGAAGAUAUACUGACCCCUCGGGGAGGGGGCCCAGGGGUGAGGAGGAGGGUGCCAAGCCCCUGGGCCCAGGGCAUGGAGCCUGGAAUUGGGCCUUCCAUCGUCGUCAUCAUCAUGGAAGACUAUGGGGGACUCUCCCCCCACCCUGGCCCUCUCCCUUGUGUCCUCACACCUGAGGGGUCUCAGUUAGGACUGGAUAAAGCCGAAGGCCAUGCAAUGUGCCCUGGACAUUGCUUCCCGAGGAGUCCAGGGCUGUGGCUGGAGGCCUCCAAUCCCGAUCCCAUGCCCAUCUGGACUUGGGGUAACCUUCAGGCCAGGAGGCUGAAAAUUGCCCCUUGUUCCGCCCUCCUGGGACCUGCAAUGGGGAUAUUGGGCUGAUCUAACCCAAAGUACCGGGCUCUGCUAUAGGGACGCCAGAGAGGGGGCUUCCUUUUUCUAGAGGACCCUGAGGGCAGAGCCAAGACUUGGUGCAUUUCCAAAGGAAAUAGCUUUUUGGUGUUGAAUCGAACUGUGAUUUCUGUCAAAGUACAAAACCCAUUUGAAUAAAGAUUCAAGGUGGCAUUUUUUUCCUUA
Molecule: messenger RNA, 1187 nt
Organism: Gracilinanus agilis (Agile Gracile Mouse Opossum)
Lineage: Eukaryota; Metazoa; Chordata; Mammalia; Didelphimorphia; Didelphidae
Gene: TEX261
Product: testis expressed 261
Exons: 6
Coding region: 40-630 (196 amino acids)
Biological process (GO): endoplasmic reticulum to Golgi vesicle-mediated transport
Cellular component (GO): Golgi membrane; endoplasmic reticulum membrane; COPII-coated ER to Golgi transport vesicle
Molecular function (GO): COPII receptor activity
Source: RefSeq, a predicted model, not a curated record